ACUAACAUAGUUUUCCAAUGGAGUGGUUAAUGUCAAUAGAAAGUUCUACAACAGACGGUUAGCUGUUAGCUUGCUGGAAGCUCCGCAGCCUGUUGGAUGAAGGAGAGAAUCAGGAACAAAACGAUGUGAGUUUCCAGCACGCCGACUUUAAAAAACAGCCUCUGGACGAGAAAACCGGUUUUCCCUGGUACCCUACCGCUGCUUUUGUCUUUGUGAAUGGGGGGGAAGAUUUCCUGUUUGACAGAGCCGAUAACCAGGAGAACUUAACGAUUUUACAGCCGACCAAACACCGACUCAGCGUCAUCAUAUCUGUCCAGAUGGAUCUGAGAUAACACAAUCAGCCAUUCUACCCUUAUACCAAUCUUCAGCCAGCUGCUAAACCACAAUGGUAGAGCCCACCGGGCUGAGCCCUGAGGGGGCGGAAGCAGGCAUGGGCGAUGUAAACACUUGCAGCUUGGAGAUAGAAAGGAAAUAUGAUGUCAUCCCUGCCGUCAUCUGCUCCAUGUGUUGCCUGUUUGGGAUCAUCUACUGCUUUUUUGGUUACCGCUGUUUCAAGGCUGUCAUGUUCUUGUCUGGUCUCAUGUUUGGCUCCGUCAUCAUUUUCUUGCUGUGCCACAAGGAGCACGUGUUGGACACCCAGCUGAGCGUGGAGGCCAGCGCGGGCAUCGGUCUGGGUAUCGGCUGCUCGUGCGGCCUGGUCACCAUGCUGGUGCGUAGUGUCGGCCUCUUCAUGACCGGCCUGCUGCUGGGCCUCCUGCUGGCUCUUGCCGCCCUGCUGGUUACUCACCAGUUCUACACUCCAACCACACUCUGGGUGCCCCUGGGUGCCCUCCUGGGAUUGGGCAUGCUGUUUGCUGUGUUUACGUUGCAGUGGCAAAAGCUGUUCACUGUGCUGUCCACCGCCGUGUUCGGUGCGGCCAUCAUGACUGUGUGCGCAGAUUACUUCGUGGAGAUGCUGGCGCUGGUCAUGCAUGUGUAUGAAUGUUUGCGCCUCACACCGGGGCCGCCUCUCUGCUGGUACAGCUGGGUUAUUCUGGGCAUCUGGCCUGUCCUCAGCAUCAUGGGAGUGUUGGUCCAGUGGAAACUGACGGACAAUGGCUUCUCUCACACCGAAGUGGUUAUCAAUCGAAGACAGAAGAGAGUCCAGCUGAUGCGGAUCAGAGAGAAGGAUGCUAAAAAGCGGCAGCAGCCAGGUGGGCAGGAAGAGCUACCUGCAAAGUCUGCGGGACAGACAGUUGAGCACAGGCACCUCCCUUAGCAGCCUGAGCACAGCCAACAACACCAUGAUUGACCUGGACUACGAGACCGGAUCCACUGUGCCGCUCACCGCUACCACUCCAGUCGUAAGGAUCUGAGAAGGAACUGCACUCACUGGGUCUCCAACUGGGUUUCCACAAACUCCUCUACUCACAUAGAGUAAUAAAUACCGAUAAACACGAACAGAUGGAGGGGAGAAAAUGUACUUUUUAUCAGCGUGUCAGCAGCAGGAACUUCAUGGAGUGAACAGAAUGAAGACAUUCUUCAGAUGAAGGGAGAGGUGCUGGAACCCUGUUUGGUGAUCCACUCAAAGAAACUCGUAAACAUACUAACAAAGUUCCUCGAUUUCCUCUUAUCAUA
Thalassophryne amazonica is the source of this 1617-nucleotide messenger RNA. RefSeq names its product transmembrane protein 198-like. Gene Ontology annotation, cellular component: plasma membrane. The transcript is spliced from 5 exons. NCBI's taxonomy places the organism in Eukaryota, Metazoa, Chordata, Actinopteri, Batrachoidiformes, Batrachoididae. The coding region runs from base 386 to 1258 and encodes 290 amino acids. The record is from RefSeq and is a predicted model, not a curated record.